Messenger RNA from Homarus americanus (American lobster), 1026 nucleotides. RefSeq lists its product as uncharacterized. The record is from RefSeq and is a predicted model, not a curated record. NCBI's taxonomy places the organism in Eukaryota, Metazoa, Arthropoda, Malacostraca, Decapoda, Nephropidae. Bases 1 to 1026 code for a protein of 341 amino acids. The transcript is spliced from 2 exons.
AUGAGGAAUCAGGUGCUGCCAGAUCCUAUUAAAGUUCCACACAACAACAGAACUCCCAUCACAGUUCCCCUCAACAACAGAACUCUCAUACAGUUCAACAGAAUUCAACCUCAACAGAACUCUCAUCAAGUUCAACAGAACAGUUCCUCAACAACAGAACUCUCAUCAACAGUUCCCACACAACAACAGAACUCAUCAAAAGUUCCCCAACAACAGAACUCCAUCAAGUUCCACUCCAACAAACUCUCAUCAACAGUUCCACACAACAACAGAACUCAAAGUUCCCACUCAACAACAGAACUCCCAUCAACAGUUCCCCACAACAACAGAACUCCAUCAAAAGUUCCCACUCAACAACAGAACUCUCAUCAACAGUUCCCCACACAACAACAGAACUCUCAUCAACAGUUCCCACACAACAACAGAACUCCCAUCAACAGUUCCCCACACAACAACAGAACUCUCCUCAAUAGUUCCCAACAACAACAGAACUCCCAUCAAAAGUUCCCACCAACAACAGAACUCUCAUCAACAGUUCCCACACAACAACAGAACCCCAUCAACAGUUCCCACAACAACAGAACUCCCAUCAAAAGUUCCCACUCAACAACAGAACUCUCAUCAACAGUUCCCACACAACAACAGAACCUCAUCAACAGUUCCCACACAACAAACAGAACUCCCAUCAACAGUUCCCACACAACAACAGAACUCUCAUCAAUAGUUCCCACACAACAACAGAACUCCCCAUCAAAAGUUCCCACUCAACAGAACUCUCAUCAACAGUUCCCACACAACAACAGAACUCUCAUCAACAGUUCCCACACAACAACAGAACUCUCAUCAAAAGUUCCCACUCAACAACAGAACUCCCAUCAACAGUUCCCACACAACAACAGAACUCUCAUCAAUAGUUCCCACUCAACAACAGAACUCCCAUCAAAAGUUCCACUCAACAACAGAACUCCCAUCAAAGUCACCACCAACAGAACUCUCAUCAAAGUUCCCCAACAGAACUCUCAAUAG